Messenger RNA from [Torrubiella] hemipterigena, 3032 nucleotides. Lineage: Eukaryota; Fungi; Ascomycota; Sordariomycetes; Hypocreales; Clavicipitaceae. The record is from the annotation of a GenBank genome assembly.
CGCGUCACGCUGCCCACAAAAAAACGAACCAGUCAUCUCUCCACCAACGCCUGCACAAGACCCUCGCAAGCUUCGCCCACCCAGAUCGCCACUGUGACACGGCUACCGGCAUCAGCACAGAGGGCCUGUAAGCACAGCGGCAUCCUGAGCUGGGCCCUUGUUUCUCACUCAUCCAUUUUGCAAAUUACAUGCGUGCUUUUGUUUCGUUUGCUGCCAGAUCUUGCUGAAUCGCAGUUCCAUCAGCCGCUCAGCUUUCUCCAACCAACCCCCAACUCUCAUCAUACAAAACAGACCCCAAGUCCCCUCCUCCCCCCUCUCCUCUUUCUUCGCUUCCUAGCUUCGUCUUUUUAUUUUCCUGCAGCCACUGCAUAACUCUUAAUCUCCUGCCACUAGCGCCCCCCCGUGUCCCGUCGCAUCGGUCCUUUCCAAUUUGCUGCAACGCUACUACGUACUAGUCACCAAGGAUUGCCGUUCGUUGGUCGUGCCCCGAGCGUCCUGCGCCAACGCGAAUCUUCACCAACCACGCCCUCUCAAAACCUGGGGGUGGCGCCGCCUCGCCUCGGCUCAGAACCUUUUCGCGGACAAAGAUACCCAGUCUGUCAACGCCAUCUUGCUAGCCUGAUUCUGUUGGUUGUCUGUAUAUACAGCGAGGAAGGAACCAGUUUGUCAAGCUGGCCUUGACUUCCAUCAUCGCAUCAGCAUAAACACACGUACAUACGCGCGCACACAGAUUAAAAAACGACACCAUGUCGGAAGACUUACACAGGGAAGCCCGUCGCAAGCAGCGAGACGCGGCUCGCACACACGCCAAAGAAAACGCCCUGUCCAAGGACGAGCACAGCGAGCUCUCCCUCUGGGCUGCCAUCAAGAAAUGGAACCGCAUCUUCUGGUUCUGCUUGGGUCUCUCGUCGACAAUUAUCCUUUACGGUUACGACUAUGUCAUUAUUGCCACAGUUUCGGCUAUGCCUAGUUUCCAAUAUGACUUUGGCGAGAUUUAUCAAGGCGAACCUAUCAUUCCCUCUCUUUGGCUUGGCCUCUGGAGCUUCAUUUCCCCUGCUGCUUCCAUGCCUGGUGCCAUCUUUGGCGGUUGGCUCCAGGAUCGCAUUGGCCGUCGCUGGUCGAUGAUCGCCGGAACCAUCAUCUCUGCCAUUGGUGUUGCCAUUUGCUAUGUCUCUGAUCUACCAGAUAGCAAAAAUGCCCGUCGUGGCACUUUUCUCGGUGGAAAAGCUCUCCUUGGUGGUGCAAUUGGAAUGAUCAUGACCAUUUGCCAGACUUACAUGUCUGAAGUACUGCCACCCCGCCUGCGUGGCUCGCUUCUUGCCUUCUUCCCCAUCUUCACCCUUCUCGGCCAACUCAUUGGUUCUGGAGUCAUCUUUGCAACCAUUGACGACGAAAACGGUCACCGCAUCGCCUUUGCCUCACAAUGGGCCUUCGCCGCGCUUCCUCUCAUCAUCUCCUUCGUCAUUCCCGAAAGCCCAACGUACCUCGUUCGCAAGGGCCGCAUCGACGACGCGACCAAGGCUCAGCAACGCCUCGAUCCGAAGAACGGCAACGUGGAGCAGGCCAUUGCCGUUAUCGAAGCCAACAUUGAACAUGAACGCCAGCAGACCGGUGCUACAUACCUUGACUGCUUCAGACGCGUUCACUUCCGCCGCACAAACAUCAUCCUCUUUGCCAACUGCAUGCCCCAGUUCUUCGGUAUCACCCUCAUUGCAUCUGCAUCGUACUUUGCUCAGAUUCUUGGCAUGUCCCCAAACCUAAGCAUCCUUGUCCUGCUUCUCGGCAUCAUCAUUGGUCUUAUCGCCAACAUUGCCAGCAUGUGGAUUAUGUUGCGCUUCGGUAGACGCAACUUGAUUGUCGGCAGCUUCGCCGUCCUGACUGGUGUCUGGAUCGUCUUUGGUAUCGGCGGCACUCUGGCCAGAGAUGUCGUUUCACUCAACUCUAUUUGCGCUGUCUUCAUGAUUGCCGUCACCACUAUUGCCAGUCUGACAGUCUGGCCUGCCUCAUUCGCCGUAUCGUCCGAAACUUCGGCUCUGCACCUUCGUGGCAAGACCCAGGGUCUGGGAUGGAUGUUUUCAGGCGCUGUAAGCGCCAUCUUCGGCUUCGUCCUGCCGUACCUUUACAAUCCCGACCAAGUCAACAUGCGUGCUAAGAUUGGCUUCGUCUUUGCCGGGCUUUGUCUGUUAGCCUGGGCCCUCUCAUGGCUCUGGAUCCCUGAGAUGAAGGGCAGAACACCUGCCGAGAUUGAUCGCAUGUUUGAACUCAAGCUGCCCACUCGCGCCUUUAAGACAUGGCAUCCCGAUGCAACAGACAGGGACGUUUUAGCCGGCAAGGAGACCAACUCCACGGUAUGAAGCCUUACUUAACGAUAGAUAUGACUUGCUAUUCUUCCGUUUCUUGCCGAAAAAUCUAUACAUAUGGCAUCUGUUUAGUGUAGUAAUUCUUUUUUACAUUCUUGAAUAUAGCGAUAGUUUCUUUUUUUUACAAUUGGUACACAAUUUUGUAUCCUGAAAUUUUACCGUCCCGAUGCUCCUGGAAGCCUGUAUCAACAUCAGCUAAUCCACCAGUAUACACUUUGGUAUUGUUGGCUUUAAUCUUUCCAUCACGAAUCAGGCUAGGUAGUGCUUUGAAGAAGUCUGCGGAAAGACAGUGAUCGUCCUCAUUUGCAGGCCAAAAGUGCUCCUUGUACCGGUGAUCACUCAAGAAUGCCGUCCAAACCAAGACAUCCGUCACCUUGGUCUGCUUACUGCAUUUGUCUGUAAACACCUUUCCGGGACGAACGGUGCAAAGCGUUCCUCCAGCAGUGGUGAUAGCCUCGGAAGCAACCUGAGAGGUGGUUUCACUGCCAAUGGUAUCAAAGACGUAGCGGAGGUCCGGUGCAGCAGCCUUGAUGUCGUCCACCACAGAGUCGCUGCGGUAGUCAAAAACAUGCUUAGCACCCACGCUCUUUACCAUGUCGAAGUGUUUCGGGCUGCAUGUGGCAAUUACAUCCAUUCCGUACAGUUUUGCAAUUUGAACCGCGUACAGGCCAA